Molecule: messenger RNA, 2015 nt
Organism: Ictalurus furcatus (blue catfish)
Lineage: Eukaryota; Metazoa; Chordata; Actinopteri; Siluriformes; Ictaluridae
Gene: adora1b
Product: adenosine A1 receptor b
Exons: 2
Coding region: 999-1748 (249 amino acids)
Biological process (GO): G protein-coupled adenosine receptor signaling pathway
Cellular component (GO): synapse; dendrite; membrane
Molecular function (GO): G protein-coupled adenosine receptor activity
Source: RefSeq, a predicted model, not a curated record
UAGCAUUCCAGAUAAUAAAACAGUAGGCUUAUAAAACAGCCUAACAAUAUGGUACUAAAUUAGGGAAUGUCCUAUGCUAGAAUUGAUGACUUUCCCACAAAGAUUAUCCCUUGAUGACUUUCCAUCAAUGUCACUCCCUGCACACUUUUCCCUUUGAGAAGUGCCCCUUGAUGACUUUGCUCAGCUGGAUCCCCACCACCACUUAAAGGCUGUUCCUUUCCUUUAUGAGCUCAAGUGAGGUUUGUGAGCGAUAAACGUUAGAUGAGGGGUCUGUUUGUCAGUUCUGCUAUCCAUCCAUCCAUGCAUCUAUGACUGUUUCCCUGUCUGUCCAUCCAUCCACCCAUCCACCUCUCACUAUUUCAUUCAUUUGUCAGCUUUCAGGAGCAUAUCUUUACCCAGAAGGCAUUGUAGUCGGAUGUGUUUUUCAAUAUUAAACAGCGCUCAUACUGUUACAGUUUCACAAAUGUACUAAAUGCUCUACUGAAUGAAUUCAUUAGCCCCACGCUACUCCUCCUUCUAUGCUAAUGUAUUACAGCAAUAUCAGAAGCAUAGGAAGCGCACACCCUGGAGAAGGCUGGACCGGAAACGCUCUGUUAAACACGCUGUGAAGGAAACAUGCAAUAUUUGCUGGAAACUGAAUUUAAAAGAGUGCUGACAGUAAGCUAGGGCUCUCAGCUGGGACGGCCCUGAUUUUUCCCCCUUGUUCUUCUUCUUCUUCUUCUUCUUCUUCUUUUUCUUCUUCUUUUUUUAUAUAAUUAUUCUCCUGCCCCAGCUCAGCACACGCCUCUCUGCAGGCUUCGGCUCGAGACCGUUUGGGACUUUGCUCAGCAUGAAAGGGGCGUCGGGUGCGUUCAUGUAUUUUAAUUCUAAGAAAUAACGCCAAUAAACGAACACAAAGAAAGGACAGACUGAUCUGGGACACUGUAUACGCGGUGGCUUCUGAGGACCCAGAGUAGCUCCAGGAUUACAGUGGACGGAUUGCGUUUUCCAGAGCAGGAAUGAAGCGCUCUCUCAUCCCAGUUUUGAGGUCUUGGAUGGUGGGACGACUGUAUGACGAAUGCAGUUACAAACGGGUGGUCACUCCAAGACGAGUGCGAUUAGCAGUGGUCGCAUGCUGGGCAAUCGCCUUCAUAGUUGGCAUGACUCCUAUGCUCGGCUGGAACAAGUUACACAACCUCCAGCAACAAAAUGGCUCUCUCAGCAGUGACUUCAUCAUCACCUGCCAGUUUGAGAACGUCAUCAGUAUGGAAUACAUGGUUUACUUCAAUUUUUUCGGCUGGGUGCUUCCACCACUACUCCUUAUGCUUGGCAUCUACACAGAGAUCUUCUACAUGAUUCACAAACAGUUGAACAAGAGAGUGAGCACGAGCCACAAUGACCCAAACAAGUACUACGACAAAGAAUUGAAGCUGGCAAAGUCACUCGCUCUCGUCCUCUUCCUGUUUGCUGUCAGUUGGCUCCCGCUUCAUAUCCUGAACUGCAUAACACUCUUCUGCCCCAAGUAUGAGAAUCCUAUAUUGCUCCUCUACAUCGCCAUCUUACUCACUCAUGGCAACUCAGCAGUGAACCCUAUCAUCUAUGCUUUCCGCAUUAAAAAGUUUCGCAUUGCAUUCCAAAGGAUCUGGAAGCAGUAUUUUUGCUGUAAGGAGGCACCUCCCAUCGAAAUGCAAAUGAGUGAACGAGUGGAUAAAAAUGAUUACAGCCAUGCUCCUCCACCUGCAUUGCCAAUGGAACACAAUAACAUUUAACUGGAAGACCAGGGACUUACUGAGCAGGCUGGCAUUCUGUCACAUAUGAAUGUAAUAUGAAUGUAAAUCAUAUGCUGACUGCAGUUGUCAGGGUGUGCCCCCAUUCUGCAAAUCAAUAUUAAACAUUAUUGUCACACUGGAAUGGAAACAAGGGAGGGAAAUUUGGAUCAUAAAGAAGGGAAGUAUGAUGUGUUGUACAGGAAAUAAAAAAUGUUUUAUACUUGUAAAGAUGUUUACUGGGUGAUCAAAGGCCAGUGAAACCACAGG